Molecule: messenger RNA, 2987 nt
Organism: Pseudoliparis swirei
Lineage: Eukaryota; Metazoa; Chordata; Actinopteri; Perciformes; Liparidae
Gene: samhd1a
Product: SAM domain and HD domain 1
Exons: 16
Coding region: 584-2320 (578 amino acids)
Biological process (GO): regulation of innate immune response; defense response to virus; dGTP catabolic process
Cellular component (GO): nucleus
Molecular function (GO): protein binding; dGTPase activity
Source: RefSeq, a predicted model, not a curated record
GGAGCCCGACCACACGCGAUGGGGAGUGGAGCAGACGGGCCGGUACCUGCGGGCAGAAGGGCUCGGGCAGUGGGAGGACGCGUUCAGAGGACCACCACGUUGACCCACCAGGACCACCACAUUGACCCACCACGGAUCUCGUCUGUUCUCCUUCUCCAGAGCAAAAGAUCACCGGCGUCGGGCUGCAGUAUCUCAAGGACGCUGAUCUGGAGAAGAUGGGCUUGCAGCUCCUGGGGGACCGUCUUCGGGUUCUGCACAGCCUCAGGAAGCUGUGGCUGAGGGAGGCGGAGCCUAAUAAGGUAACGGCGCUCGCUUCCAAGGCCAAAGAGGAGAGGAAGACAUGAUGGAGGAGAGGAAGACGUGAUGGAGGAGAGGAAGACGUGAUGGAGGAGAGGAAGACGUGAUGGAGGAGAGGAAGACGUGAUGGAGGAGAGGAAGACGUGAUGGAGGAGAGGAAGACGUGAUGGAGGAGAGGAAGACGUGAUGGAGGAGAGGAAGACGUGAUGGAGGAGACUAAGACGUGAUGGAGGAGAGGAAGACGUGAUGGAGGAGAGGAAGACGUGAUGGAGGAGAGGAAGACGUGAUGGAGGAGAGGAACUCGCUGACUCACAAGGAAGUGGAGCGUGUUUUAUUCUCAGCCAGGAAUCCAACUUUAAAAACAUCUGUUUCCAGUUUAAUGUGUUUUUUCUGCCUCGGAUCCCUUUCUAGAUCCCAGAGGCUCCGCCCCUCUGAGGUGUUCAACGACCCAGUCCACGGCCACGUGGAGCUGCCCCCGCUGCUCCUCUUCUUCAUCGACACGCCGCAGUUCCAGAGGCUGCGCCGCAUCAAGCAGCUGGGGGCGGUCUACUUCGUGUUCCCAGGGGCCUCCCACAACCGCUUCGAGCACUGCAUCGGGGUGGCCCACCUGGCAGGGCUCCUGGUCCAGGCUCUGAACCAGCGGCAGCCGGACCUCCUCAUCUCCCGCCGAGACGCACUGUGUGUGCAGAUCGCCGGGCUCUGCCACGACCUGGCCCCUCCCCCCCCGCAGGUCACGGGCCCUUCUCCCACAUGUUCGACAACAUGUUCAUCCCCAAAGCGAGACCCGGAAUCACCUGGAAGUCAGCACGAGAAAGCGUCUCUGGACAUGUUCGACUACCUGGUGGCCGACAACCAGCUGCAGCCGCUGAUGGAGCGGCACGGCCUGGUUCUGCCCGACGACCUGGACUUCAUCAAGGAGCAGAUCGGAGGCCCGGAGGCCCCGGCUCGGGGCCACAAGUGGCCGUUCAAAGGCCGUCCAGAAGACAAGUCCUUCCUCUACGAGAUCGUGGCCAACAAAAGAAACGGCAUCGACGUGGACAAGUGGGACUACUUUGCCAGGGACUGCCACCACCUGGGCAUCCAGAACAACUUCGACUAUCGCCGCUUCCUGAAGUUUGCCCGAGUGUGUGAGGUGGACGGCCAGAAGCGCAUCUGCACCAGAGACAAGGAGGUGAGCAAUCUGUACGACAUGUUCCACAUGAGGAACUGUCUGCACAGGAGAGCCUACCAGCACAAAGUGAGCAACAUCAUCGAGACCAUGAUCACGGAGGCCUUUUUAAAAGCGGACGAGCACAUCAAGUUUGAAGGCUCGGGGGGGAAGAUGUUCACGCUCUCCACAGCCAUAGAUGACAUGGAGGCCUACACCAAGCUCACAGAUAACGUCUUUGAACUCAUCCUCAACUCCUCCGACCCGGCACUGAAGGACUCGAGGGAGAUUCUGCGCAACGUCGUGUGUCGACGCCUCUACAAGUGUCUCGGCCAAACCCAGGCGGACAAACCCAGGAGCGCCACCCGGGAGGACAUUCUGAGCUGGGAAGCCGCUCUGGCUCGGUCCGUCCUGCAGAGCGGCGCCCAGGACGUCCGUCUGCAGCCGGAGGACUUCUUAGUCAGCGUCAUCGACAUGGACUACGGCAUGAAGGACAAGAACCCCGUCAACCACGUGCACUUCUACUGCAAAGACGACCCGGACAAGGCCAUCCGGAUCCGCAAGAACCAGGUGUCUAAGCUUCUCCCGGAGCAGUUUGCGGAGCAGCUGAUCCGAGUUUACUGCAAGAAGACGGAUGAGCGCAGCCUGGAGGCGGCCAAGAAGCACUUUGUGCAGUGGUGCAUGGACGAGAACUUCUCCAAGCCUCAGGACGGAGACGUCAUAGCGCCGGAGCUGACUCCUCUGAAAGCCAGCUGGGCGGUCAAGGACGAGGAGGAGGACGAGGAGGACGAGGAGGAGGAGGGGGAGGAGGGCGGGAGGGACGUGAACCACGGAAACGGGCCGAAGAAAGCCAGAACUCAGCUUUUCAAACGCUGAGCGGCCGCGUGACGGCCGACCGCUUUAUUUUUCUACGAGUUGCUGGCGAGGAAAGAUUAGAAUAUUUUUACACCCAAAACAUCCAAUGGAAGCCGCGCGGUGCUGCGUUCAGGGCCUUCUACUCCUUCAUGUUGCACACGAGUCCUUUUCCUUUGGUCGUUCUGAGAACGCCUCCUCCAGCGCUCUGCUCUCCAGGGACCAUCAUGUGCUCACGAGCUAUCGGCGCGUUUCAGGGCGACUCUUUUAUUCAGCUUCCAGGAGAACUUAUUUUAGUCCGUUUAUACAUCUGCAGUCAGUUUCCGACAUUUAAAGUUGUUUUUUAUUUUGAAUGUUUCUACAUAUAUAUAUUUUUAGGUGUGUUUUCUGCUGUGAAGCAUGUGAUGUUUACUUAUUUAUUGUUCCGAUUCAAAUCUGCAUUUGAAUGUUGUUUUUUUUCUUCUUUCCAAAACCUGAUCUCAUCCAACUUGCAUGUUUAUUUUGGGUUUUUUCCCUGAUUUCUGUGUGGGAAAAAAAAUGGUGUCUAUAUAUAUAUAUAUAUCUUUUGAAAGAGAUAUCUCUUUUGAAAGAGUGCAAAGAGAAAGCGACCGAGGGGUCAGAAGAUGCUGUCUGGAGUUUUCCUCCUGAAAGAUGUUUAGAAACCUUUUUCAAAAUAAAACUCUUUCCUCUC